AUGAAGCAUAAAAUCAAGGUGUUAAAAUCUUUAAUUGAGGCCGCAGUCAUCAGUGGUGAUAAUGCAGGAAUCAAGCUUUCUGCAUCUUUUGGUUCCAUUCUUGAUGUUAUAUCAUUGCAUCCAUCAGCUCGAAAGAGUGGGAAGAACUUCAUUUCAAAAAAAGCAUCAAUUCACAAUAUCACAGCAUAG
Molecule: messenger RNA, 189 nt
Organism: Dovyalis caffra
Lineage: Eukaryota; Viridiplantae; Streptophyta; Magnoliopsida; Malpighiales; Salicaceae
Source: the annotation of a GenBank genome assembly